AUGGGUGUUGCAGAUAGCGUCGGACGUCCAGUCUGCCUUCUAUUUGGGCCACAAUGCAGCAAUUUCGAUGCGGUCUCGGCUCAAAUAAGCAGGACUUUGGCCGAAGAUUCAUCUGUACAAUUCAUCUAUGAAAUUCUGCAGGACCUGCCUUCCCUAUGGACCGAUAUUACCAAGGCCUUUCCGCCUCUCCGUCAAGUUUCGGGGGGCGAGCAGAUCAUCGCAUUGGUACAACAGUUACAUGGCUCGCCAUCACCACACACCGCAGAGCCUACUAGUAUGAUCCUGACUCCACUCACUGUAAUUAGCCAGAUCUUGGAGUUCAUCAAGCUGAAGGAGUCGGAUGUGGAGCAAAGGAUCAUCGACACUCAAGGGUUCUGCGUAGGGUUCUUGUCUGCGGUCGCGGUCGCUUGCUCUAAGGGGGGUGGCGAGUUUCGGUCACUCGCAGCGACAAUUGUCCGACUAGCCGUUUGCAUUGGGGCUCUGGUUGACUUGGAUGAGUUGGUACAUGGUAACUUUCGGUCUGUUGCUGUAAAGUGGAAGGACCUCGCUGGUUGCAAGACAUUUCAACAAGUCAUCGCAUCCCACCCAAAGGCCUAUGCAUCAUGCGAGUUGGAUACCAAUAGUAUGACGGUAACGGUACCAGAGGAAGGUAUAGAAGCGUUGGUCAAAGAUCUCACAAGUCACAAUUUAUCAGCGAAGCCGAUUGCGCUGAGGGGCAGAUUCCACCAUGAGGCACACAAAGAAGCUGUGCAACGUAUUUUCAAGUACUUUGAGCAUGACAAGCGUUUCCUAUUACCAAAUGGAAGCGAGCUUCUCCUGCCUAUCCGAUCCAACGUGGACGGGAACGUUAUUCGCCAAGGGGGUUUGCUCGCCAUUGCAUUAGAAUCCAUUUUGGUCAUGCAAUGCAAGUGGUUUCCAACUGUUGCAGACGCAUUUCACGACAUGCGACAAGCCAACAAUGGUGCUCGCUUGCUGACAGUUGGCGAGAGUUCCAUCAUACCCCGGAGUGUGAGCAUUCAGUCAGGACAGCAGAACGGCCUGGGUCAAGACAGCAAUGGGUACCCUAAUGGGCUGAAAAAUGGCCACGCAUCUACGAAUGGAGUGAAUAGAGCUGAAGCUAUGCCAAAUUUCACCCUCAACGGUCAUCGUGGCGACCCAGUAACUCCGAUUGCAAUUGUCGGAAUGGCUGGUCGAUAUCCCCAGGCCGAUUCUGUUGAGGCGUUAUGGGAGAUGCUUGAGUUGGGACGAUGUGCUGUCAGCGAGAUGCCGAAUGAUAGAUUCAAAAUGAAAAAGCUCUUACGACAGCCAAAUGGUCCCUUUUUUGGGAAUUACCUGGAUGAUCCCGAGGCUUUUGAUCAUCGGUUCUUUGGUAUCUCUGCCCGCGAGGCAGAGGCUAUGGAUCCCCAGCAGCGACUCCUAUUGCAGGUCGCAUAUAAUGCCAUGGAGUCGGCCGGCUAUUGUGGGAUCUCUGCUUCUUCAUUGACCUCAGACAUCGGCUGCUAUAUCGGUGUUGGCUCGGACGACUACACAGAUAAUGUUGGAUCCCGGGACGCCAAUGCAUUUUCCGCCACAGGAACUCUUCAGGCCUUUAACAGCGGACGCAUCAGCCACUACUUUGGGUGGAGUGGUCCAUCAUUGAUAGUUGACACCGCUUGCUCUUCAGCUGCCGUGGCAAUUCAUCUGGCCUGCAAGGCCCUACAGGCAAAGGAAUGCUCCAUUGCAAUGGCUGGAGGAGUGAACGUCAUGACCAGUCCCAAGGUUACUCAGAACCUCGCCGCUGCCUCUUUCCUGUCUCCGACUGGAGCCUCCAGAGCAUUUGAUGCGGAUGCAAAUGGCUAUUGUCGUGGUGAAGGGGCAGGACUGGUGGUUCUGCGACCAUUGGAAGAUGCCCUUCGUGAUCAUGACACAGUGUUGGCUGUCAUCGCGGGAUCAGCAGUUAACCAAGGCUCCAACUGUUCUCCGAUCACAGUCCCUGUCUCGGAAUCUCAACAGUCUCUAUAUCGUAAAGCCCUCGUUGCUGGAGCAACUUCUCCAUAUGAAGUGAGCUAUAUUGAGGCCCAUGGAACUGGAACGCAAGUGGGAGAUCCAAUCGAGUUUGACAGCAUUCGCCAGGUUUUCGGUGGACGAAGUCGAGCUGAAAUGCUUUGGAUUGGAUCUAUCAAGGAUAAUAUUGGGCACACAGAGACAUCCUCCGGAGUUGCAGGGCUGUUAAAGACAGUGUUGAUGAUUCAAAAGGGGAGAAUCCCCAAGCAGGCCAACUUCUCUCGCCUGAAUCCCAAAAUCCCUUCUGCUGAAAAAGAGAAUAUCUCAAUUCCGGACAAGUCUGUCAGCUGGGAAUCCACAUAUCCUGCGGCGAUGGUGACAAAUUAUGGCGCUGCUGGAAGUAAUGCGGCUCUUUUGGUAAAGCAACACGCGAGUCCAUCAUUUACUUCAGACUACGUCGGAGCAUGCGCAUCAGAAGUCCCAAUUUUCAUUUCAGCAAAGUCCCAAGAGUCCCUUCUUGCUUAUUGUGAGGCCCUUCACAGUUUCGUCAAUGACAGAUCGCUUUCGCCCAACGAAAGUCUGCUGCAAGACGUCGCGUACAAUCUUGCCAUCAAACAGAACAGGGAAAUGGACUACAUAGCCACUUUCUCAACGAGUUCGAGCGAUACUAAGAGCUUCCUGAACGAGCUCACUCAGGUCAUCUCAACCAAUGCUCACUCGCGAAAGAAGCCUGCAAAUCCACUUCCUGUGAUCCUCUGCUUUGGCGGUCAGACUGGCAACACAGCUAGUAUUUCAGAAGAUCUUUACAACUCUUGUGGACACUUACGAUUUCACUUGAUGGAAUGUGAAAACGCUUGCAACGCCCUGGGCCUGCCAAGUCUGUUCCCGACGAUCUUCCAAAGCAGUCCAAUCAAAGACCUAGUAUCCCUCCAUUGCAUGCUUUUCUCCAUCCAGUAUGCGUCUGCCAAGGCUUGGAUAGACUCAGGGCUGAAGGUGGACCGUAUCAUUGGACACAGCUUUGGCCAACUGACUGGACUUUGCGUUGCGGGUGGCUUGAGUCUGUCCGACGCAAUAACGCUCAUAUCCCAGCGAGCCAGGCUGAUCAGCAGCAGUUGGGGCCUAGAAUAUGGCAGCAUGCUGUCGAUUAAAGGAACACCGGAAGAUAUCCUUGACCUGCUGAAGACUUGCAAUAACACUGUGGAUAUCGCGUGCUACAACGGCCCGCGCGACCUCGUUGUUGCCGGGGAGGAGGCCUCCAUCGCAAAUAUCGAAGCUAUCGCUGUAGGCAGAUCCAUGUUUAUUCAAACAAAGCGACUGCGCAGCACUCAUGCCUUCCACUCUCGAUUAGUUGACAGUAUUGUUCCUGGCCUCACCGAAGUUGCUGAAUCACUUGUGUACCAUGAGCCACGGAUUCCAAUAGAGGCCUGCUCUGAGUUGGAAGAUUGGACCUCUGUGACUCCCACGAAUAUAGUUCAGCACAGCCGUAUGCCUGUUUACUUUGAAUCGGCUGUGAAGAGGGCCGCAGAGAAGGCUUCCGGUCAAGCCAUCUGGCUUGAGGCCGGAUCAGGAUCUCCUGUGAUCCCGAUGAUUCGACAGAUUAUCCAAUCUUCUGAAUCGCCAGAAAGGCACGUCCUCCAGCCGAUAAAUCUCCAAGACCCACAAGCAGAGCGAAACAUUGCCAAAGCCACCUCGAAACUUUGGUCAAGCGGCGUCAAAGUGCAGUUUUGGGCCUUCAGUCAUCACCAGGCGCCCUCUUACAAGUCAAUGAAUCUACCCCCUUAUCAAUUUGCGAAGACCAAGCAUUGGAUUCCAUUUGAUCCAUUGGCAUUCCUUCCCGUAACAUCCCCAUCGGUGCCUGAUACUUCCAGUGGAAUGGUCAAAGUGGUUGAACGAAACUCCAAGGGCACCGUUUUUUCGGUCAAUGUUUCUCAUCCAGUAUACCGAUUAUGUGCACAAGGACACUCCGUUGUUGGCCAACAUCUGUGUCCUGCGUCUCUGUACAUUGAGAUAAUUUUGGAGGCAGCAAGCAAGACAACGUCAGAGGGGCUCUCUGGACUUAUGCCACAUAUUCACAAUCUUAGCAUCUGUACCCCGUUGCUUCUCGAGUCCGAAGGAGAGGUCUGUCUUCAACUAUCGCAAACUGACACCCAGCUCGAAUGGUCAUUCUCUCUCUUCACCCAGCAGGGGAUAUCAGGCCGGGAGACGCAUGCCACAGGUGAGAUCGGACUGUACAACGGGAGCGGAGCAUCCCAGGCUUCCUCGCGUUUCCGGUCCCUGGAUCGGCUCAUAUCUCCAUCUCAUUCUCGUACCAUUGCAAAUUCAACAAGUGCCAGUGGCUUGGUGGGGCUACCUGUUUACCAGACUUUCAAUCGAGUGGUUGAAUAUGCAGACUACUUCAGAGGAGUGAAGAACGUGUUUUCCAAUGGGCAUGAAGCUACUGGUCUCGUGUCCUUGCAGGAUUCCCCAAGUGCGAAUGGAAUUUGUGACCCCGUUCUCCUCGACAAUUUCCUUCAGGUGGCUGGUAUCCAUACAAACUGCUUGUCUGAGACUCGCGAGGACGAGGUCUUUGUUUGUAGUGCUAUCGGGGACAUAUUUUUGAGUGACGCCUUUAUCACGAGAGAUACGAAGUCCACCAGAACUACUACAACAUACACCAGCUAUGAUCGACCUUCCAAGAAGCAAUUCAUGAGCGACAUCUUCGUGUUCGAUUCCGAGAGCGGCAAAUUGCUUCUUGCCAUCAUGUCUGCGACCUUUACCAGUGUUCUGAUGUCGAAUUUAUCUCGCGCUCUCAGCAGACUGAACAAAGACGCUCCUACGUCGGUCCCUCAAUCGAUUGAGAGAGAUCCCCUGCUUGAGACCCAAGCGACUUCGAUGCCAAACUCGCAGGAAUCUCCGAAAGCAAUGAGUGACAGGGGUGGACACGUAGAAGCUGUCCGAGAGAUGUUCCACACUCUCCUAGGCAUUCCGUUGAAAGAGUUGCUUCCAUCGUCGGGCCUUGAGGAUAUUGGAGUAGAUUCGCUCAUGAGGACUGAGGUCUUGGCUGAGAUCAAGAACCGCUUUGGCUUUAACUUGUCUGUCACUGCCUUGCUGGAGAUUUCUGAUAUUCAAAGCCUGGCCAACACAUUAUUCCCAGAUGCUUCCUUUGAAGCCUCAGAUAUCUCCGCUCCAGUGGAAACCAUUAUUAAAACCCCGGCGAAGCAGAUGUCGAGGCAAGUUAGUCACAUCAAUUUAGUCCCUACCCCGAGUGACUCUCUGGCUGCGUUAUCAAGCGACGUGUUUGCCAAUCUCAGGACAACUAGCCUAUACAGUCAGAAAGCCCAGUGGACUGGCUUUUGUGAUGACGUCUAUCCCCAACAGAUGGCUCUUGUGACAGCAUAUGUUGUCGAGGCAUUCGAAGAUAUGGGGAUUCCGCUUGACUCCUUCGGGCCUGGACAGGUCAUCCCACAGCUUCCAGUACUGCCUCAACAUCAGCAGGUGAAGGAUCAGCUCUAUUCCAUAUUGGAAUUCUCCAAAUUGGUCCAAAGGCAAGGAGACGGUAUUAUAAGAACAGCGAACCUCAUUCCAACCACGCCUUCCCUUUCCCUACACCAACAAAUCGUCCGAAAAUACCCUCGCCAUGAGUUAGAGCACAAUCUUCUUCACACCACUGGCUCUCAAUUGGCCAAGUGCUUGACUGGUUCGACUGAUCCUCUGGCCCUUCUAUUCCAGGAUAAGAAGGCACGCGAGCUAAUUGGAAAUGUAUAUACCCAUGCGCCAAUGUUCCUUUCUGCGACAAUGCAUUUGACGCAAUUUCUCCGAGACGUCCUCAGCAAGGCUGAACCUGGUAGAGAGAUCAAGAUCCUCGAGAUUGGUGCUGGCACUGGUGGUACCACCGGCUUCCUCCUUGGUCAACUCGCGGAUGUCUCUGGGCUACGCUUCGAAUACACCUUUACAGAUAUUUCAUCCUCGCUAAUUGCACUUGCGCGAAAGAGGUUCCAAAAGUACAACUUCAUGUGCUAUACAACUCUCAACAUUGACCAGGACCCCCCCGAAGCAAUGUUAGGACAAUAUGACGUGAUCAUUUCCUCAAACUGUGUUCAUGCCACUCCCAGCAUCAUGAGAUCAACCAAGAAUAUCAAUAGCCUUUUACGGCCUGACGGAAUUCUUUGUCUGAUUGAGCUGACCCGCAACUUGUUCUGGUUCGACCUGGUCUUUGGACUACUCGAGGGCUGGUGGUUGUUCGGCGAUGGUCGACAGCACGCUCUUGCUAGCGAAUACGCUUGGGAUAAGGCCCUUCGCCAGGCCGGCUAUCGGUGGGUCGACUGGAGUAGUAACACCUCAAAGGAAUCUGAGAUAUUACGGUUGAUUGUGGCAUCCCCUGCAGACGUCGGCUCUCAAGAAAGUACCCUGGUCACGGAAGAGUCGGUGACUUUCGCGGAGAAGAAUGGGGUUGAACUACUGGCGGACAUUUAUUACCCCACAGAGGUUGAGACAUCGAGCCGAUCCCGGCCUAUUGCCCUUAUGAUUCAUGGUGGUGGUCAUGUCAUGCUUUCUCGCAAGGAUAUCCGCCCCAAGCAAACGAAAAUGUUACUUGCCGCAGGGUUCUUGCCAGUAAGCAUUGAUUACAGGCUUUGCCCGGAGGUCUCCCUCUUGAAAGGACCCAUGGAGGAUUGUCGGGAUGCCCUGGAGUGGGCUCGUCAGGUUCUGCCAGGGCUAGCGCUGAAACGCCCCGAUGUAAAGCCCGACGGGGAUCACGUGGUGAGUGUUGGGUGGUCAACUGGUGGCCACCUUGCCAUGACGCUUGCUUGGACCUCUGCUAUGAUUGGCGUUCGUCCUCCGGAGGCAAUUCUUUCGUUCUACUGUCCCACGGACUAUGAGGAUCCCUUCUGGAGUCACCCAAACUUGCCAUUUGGUCAUUCUGCUGUGUCAACCGACGCAUACGACUGGCGGGAAGGCAUUCAAGACAAAACCAUCACUUCAUACAAUCCUCCAUCCUCGUUGGGUGGCUGGAUGAAUCCUAGUGAUGCUCGCAGUCGUAUAGCAUUACACAUGAACUGGACCGGUCAGACGGUUCCUGUCCUGCUAAACAAGCAAGGUCCUAAUCAGAGGAAUCAAACACCCGAAUUGGAACCACCUAGCGUUGAGGCUAUCCAAUCAAUCAGUCCUUUGGCCCAGAUCCGAACCCGCAAAUACCAGUCUCCCACUUUUAUCAUCCAUGGUACCCGUGAUGAUCUGAUUCCCAUUGCCCAGGCGCAGCGAACAUAUAAUGCGCUUUCCGAUGCUGGUGUUGAUUCUGAGAUCAGAGUACUCGAUGCAGUGCAUUUGUUUGAUACAUACCCGGAUAUGGAAGAGAACCAGGAGGCAGUGCAGGCAGUUCAAGAUGGGUUUGCAUUCUUGAAGUCACAUGUCAAACCUUGA
Penicillium robsamsonii is the source of this 7380-nucleotide messenger RNA. RefSeq lists its product as uncharacterized. Gene Ontology annotation, molecular function: phosphopantetheine binding; 3-oxoacyl-[acyl-carrier-protein] synthase activity; fatty acid synthase activity. The record is from RefSeq and is a predicted model, not a curated record. Gene Ontology annotation, biological process: fatty acid biosynthetic process; secondary metabolite biosynthetic process. NCBI's taxonomy places the organism in Eukaryota, Fungi, Ascomycota, Eurotiomycetes, Eurotiales, Aspergillaceae. The transcript has 6 exons. Bases 1 to 7380 code for a protein of 2459 amino acids.